Molecule: messenger RNA, 264 nt
Organism: Desarmillaria tabescens
Lineage: Eukaryota; Fungi; Basidiomycota; Agaricomycetes; Agaricales; Physalacriaceae
Exons: 2
Source: RefSeq, a predicted model, not a curated record
CGAGUCCCAAAGUUUGGACAUUACACAAUUUGGAAAUUCACAAAGGAUGCCUCUGCAUUAAAACAGAUGGCAGCAUGUGACUUUGAAGAUCUUUUGCAGUGUUCUCUUCCUUGCUUUGAAGGCCUUUUGCCAACUGCAGCUGACAACAAAAUUGUUCAAGAUCUUCUUUUUAUACUCAGUACUUGGCACAGAUUUGCAAAGCUGCAAAUACAUACUGAUACGAUGCUCAAUAUAUUCAGUGGUGUAAUGAAAGAAGCUGGCUGA